Messenger RNA from Penicillium riverlandense, 1002 nucleotides. RefSeq names its product SDR family NAD(P)-dependent oxidoreductase. The record is from RefSeq and is a predicted model, not a curated record. Gene Ontology annotation, molecular function: oxidoreductase activity. NCBI's taxonomy places the organism in Eukaryota, Fungi, Ascomycota, Eurotiomycetes, Eurotiales, Aspergillaceae. The coding region runs from base 1 to 1002 and encodes 333 amino acids. The transcript has 3 exons.
AUGUCCUCCGCAGUCGCCAAACAGCGCCUCCAGGCCCUCAGCAAACAACUAACUGAAGGUAUCCCCGACGAGGGCACCUUCGAGGGCAUUCCCAAGAUCCGCCAUGUAGCCGGAGACUCGGCUGGACCCCGAGCGAAGGACAAGGUGGUGAUUAUCACGGGUGAGUCUGCAGCACCUUCAAUUCCGUGCCGUUUCGUUGCUAACCAGCAACCAGGCGCAAACUCGCCAAAUGGCCUCGGGCGUGCUAGUGCACACCAGUUCGCCAACAACGGCGCCAAGGCAGUGUACAUCUGCGACUAUGCCGACUCACAUCUUGCCACGCACAAGCGGGAGAUGGAGUCGCUGUACCCCGGCGUAGACGUACAUACGCGGCAGUUCGACGCAGCCGAUGAGAAGGCCGUGGCAGCCGUGAUUGACGACGCGGUGGCCAAGUACGGGCGUCUGGACGUCUUCUUCGCCAAUGCAGGUAUCUCGGGCCAACCGAAGCUGUUUACGGAGAUUGACGGCGAGGGGUUCAUGAAGACGCUGCGGACUAAUACUCUGGGGCCCUUUCUGGCUGCGAAACAUGCGGCACCGGCUAUGAAAGUCACCUCGGCUGCAAAGCCCUACCCCAGUGGAUCAAUCAUCUGCACCGCCUCGGUAGCAGGCUUGCGGUCCAACGCCGGGUCGACCGACUACUCCGCGUCCAAGGCAGCGGUGGUGUCACUCGCACAGACGGUGGCAUACCAGCUGGCCGGCACCGGCAUCCGCGUCAAUGCCAUCUGCCCGGGAUUGAUCGAGACAGGGAUGACGCAGGCGGUGUUCGACCAGGCGCGGGCACGCGGCACGCAGCGCAAGAUCGGGCAGUUGAACCCGCUACAGCGGGCCGCUGUUGCGGACGAGGUGGCUCGCGUGGCUUUGUUUUUGGGUAGUGAUGAGAGCAGCUACGUCAAUGGCCAAGCCUGGGCUGUCUGUGGCGGCUUGAGUGCUGGACACCCCGUUGUGCCGGGUAAACUGGCAUGA